Messenger RNA from Drosophila navojoa, 1778 nucleotides. RefSeq lists its product as uncharacterized. Lineage: Eukaryota; Metazoa; Arthropoda; Insecta; Diptera; Drosophilidae. The record is from RefSeq and is a predicted model, not a curated record. Gene Ontology annotation, molecular function: DNA binding.
UUGGAAACAAACGGUACAAACAUGGCAAAGCAAAGCAGAAUUAAUUUAUAAGUAUUUGCUCCGAAUGAACAAUCCGCGAGAUCAUCUGCAUUGCAGCAGAAAAGGCUGCACCUACACAACGAACAGAGCAUACAACUUGGAACGCCACGAACGGAACCAUGAUAAGGGAAAGGUGCCAAUAUCGCAGUGCCAGCCAUGUCCACAUUGCACAUAUGCCGCUGGAUCUCUGCACAACUUGAUGCGUCACAUAAGUAAGAAGCACACAGGAUCUGUCAAAACACAGCAACAAGUGAUAAUCACUCAACCAGCGGUACCAGCACAAACACCCGGAGAGAAACAGAAUGAGCAGAUACAGACACAGAAGUCCAUAUCAAAUGUGCCAAAUGUGCCACCAAGUCCCGAGCCAAAGCAGACUGUGAAACAGUCAGUGGACGGACCGGAAGUGGAUGCGUCGCUUUGGCUUUGGUCGACACCGCAGCAACAGGAAAAAAAUUUCAUCAAACGUAGUGGCCUCAAAGGCGAAUGCAAGAUAUUAGAGCGUAGCGUCAAUCUGUUCAAAUUAUACGCAUUGGUUCAAGCGCGUGGCGGAGCUCUUGAUGUGGACGAAUGGGAUGAUGUUGCAGCAGCGUUGAGUCUACCUCCAGGAUCUGGCUGCAAUGUUGGAGUGAAAUAUAUGGAGGUGUUGUUCGAAUUCGAGAAGAAAGAAGAAGAACGCUUACAAGAAUGCCAAAUUGUGCCGGGUGUGCCGCCUUGGUGGGACGACGGCGAUUUGAUCAGCGAUGAUAUGUGUUGUGCAUCUGAGGACAGAGUGUUAGGCCAUUGGUGGAAAGAUAUGAAUCGACCAUUUGUAAUUGUACAAAAUGCUAUUAUUAAAUUGAUUUACAAUAAGUAUUAUACUAAUCACUUAAGCAACAGCAAACCGUUUCAACGGUUCUGUGUAAAAGACUCUUGGCUGCGGGCCACAAUGUUGAAUUAUCAAGAGCUAAGAUAUCAACUACACCUAACAACUAGUUCUGCUUCGUGACUGUAUAAUUUUAUAAAUUGUAGCAUUAUUCUUAAUUUAUGUAAUAUAUAUUUGACUAGAUAUCAAAAAUACCGCCCUAGAGAAAUUAAAUUUAAUGUAGAUACAUUCAAAACAAAGUGAAGUUGGCGGCGUGCUUUAUUUUUAUGAGACACAAAUACCAAGUUCAUCGAGUAAGAUAUCGAUAUUUUGAAGUUUAUACGAAUAUUCGUUGUGUACUCAACACAAUUUAUAUUCACCAUGCUGAUACCAGCUCGAUAGCUUUCUACCAUCUCUGGAAUAUCGAAUUGUUGAAACGCGCACAACAUUGUGAAUUCUGUUUUAAAGCUGGAAGGUCGUAUGUGCGCAAAAAUCGGUGGGCUAAGUGAUUUUCAAAAGUAACUGAAAAUACAGAAAAGUUAAAAUUGGAAUUUGUUUAACUUUACAUGACAUCGAACUGUUUGUUAAAAUUAAAAUUAAUCUGUUUGCGUGCGUGUUAAAAGUCAGUUAAUUUUUGAGCAAAUUUGGGAAGCAGGACUGCGCAAAAAAGAAGCAUUUCGUGAUUGGCGGCUGGUCGUUUGAGUGUGUGCGUGUUUCUCUUUGGUGCCUGUGUGUGUGUGCGUAUGUGUAUGUAAGCGGCUGUGCGACGUGAGAGCAAAAGGAGAAUUCGCAAGAUAGAAGAGCCAAGAAGCGGCGUGUGAAUCACGAGCAAGUGAGAGCACAAACUGAAUCACAUCAGAAUUUAUUGUUGGCAUCUUUAGAAAGAUACAAAAAAAAG